Molecule: messenger RNA, 1042 nt
Organism: Melopsittacus undulatus (budgerigar)
Lineage: Eukaryota; Metazoa; Chordata; Aves; Psittaciformes; Psittaculidae
Gene: C1D
Product: C1D nuclear receptor corepressor
Exons: 5
Coding region: 235-675 (146 amino acids)
Biological process (GO): maturation of 5.8S rRNA; regulation of gene expression
Cellular component (GO): exosome (RNase complex); nucleolus
Molecular function (GO): RNA binding; DNA binding
Source: RefSeq, a predicted model, not a curated record
AGUUGCUGUGCAUAGAUGACUCUACAAGAUUUCCAGAGUAUUCUGAAAUCUCCAAAUCAACUCAUCUUUGUUACCAAUAGAGUUAAAUUGCAGAUUAUAAUACCCCAUCGAGAAUUAAGAAAACUGGAUGCAGUUUCACAGGAAGAGUUUCUUGGACCAACUCCUAAAUUUAGCACUGGAAGAUGUUAACUGACCUUGACAUAAGUGGUGCUGCAUAACCGCUUUAAAGCUGAAAUGGAAGCAUCAGAUCAUACCAAUCCAGAAGAAUACCCCACUGAAAUUCAUGAUUAUCUGGCAACAUUUGAACAAUCUCUUGGUUCUGUAGAAGAGAUGCUGAAAGCAAUGAUGUUGGUUUCUAGGAGUGACCUCCAAAAGUUAGAGCCUCUGGAGCAAGCAAAGCUGGAUUUGGUUUCAGUGUACGCGUUAAAUUCAUUGUUCUGGGUAUACUUGACUAUCCAGGGAGUCAAUCCAAAGGAACAUUCAGUGAAACAAGAACUGGAGAGAGUAAGAACGUACAUGAACAGGGUCAAAGAAAUAGCAGAAAAGAAAAAGGCAUCCAAACUUGAUAAAGGAGCUGCUUCUAGAUUUGUAAGAAAUGCACUCUGGGAACCAAGCCCUGAAAAUGAAAAGAAAAACAAAGGACCUGGCAAAGGAAAAAAGAGAAAGAUGGACUAAAUUUUUGCCUCCCCUUAUAUAAAUUAGAGACGCCUAGGAACUUACCUUGAAAUGUGUUGUGCAUACUGCAUGCACUUUGUGGAGGUGCUGUACAGCAACAUCUUGCUUAAGUUAUAGGUAAGAAUUUUUAUAGGAUUGUAUUUUGUUCAGAACACUUGUCACUCACUUGAUCACAUUGUAUGUGUUAUCUAAAAGUGCCAUUUGAUGCAAGAGAGGUAACAUUUCAUUAUUGAAAUGACAAUGACCUGGCAUAGGCUUGCUGGUAAUACAUACUAGUGAUUUUUUUACUGUUGGAUGAUUAACACUUUUUUUUACAUGUUCUUAAUGUGAAUAUUAAAAUAUUAAAUUGAAUAUUAAAAAGUCUCAA